Messenger RNA from Chlorella variabilis, 1392 nucleotides. RefSeq lists its product as hypothetical. Lineage: Eukaryota; Viridiplantae; Chlorophyta; Trebouxiophyceae; Chlorellales; Chlorellaceae. The transcript is spliced from 3 exons. The record is from RefSeq and is a predicted model, not a curated record. Bases 1 to 1392 code for a protein of 463 amino acids.
AUGGCGGUGUCACCCGGCUCCUGCUCGCUGCCUCCCCUGGUCCUAGGCAACAGCGCAGACUCCGAGACAUUCCGUUUGGAUCCGGCUGCCUCUGAUGCAGCAGCGCCGCCACGGCGGCCAGCCGUCAACCUUGAUGCCAGCGCCAAGAGCGGCGGCAGCAGCGGUCCCCAGUCGAGCGGAGAGCGGCAGGCUGGUGCGACAGCUGGCAGCUCAAAGCCGUCGGCAGGUGGCGGCCGCAAGCGCAGUCGGCAGGAGCAGGAAGGUCCCGGAGUAGAGGCAGAAGGAGGAGCUGAGGGAGAGGAGGAUGAGGGGCAGCGCACCAAGCCGCAGAGACGGGGGCGGCAGCAGCAGCAGCAGCGCCCCGCAGCCGCUGGGCGCCAGCCAUCGCCGCCGGAGACGCCCAGCCCGCCCCGGCCGGCGCAGCACGGCGAGGCGCAGCAGCUGGCUGAGGGGCAGCAGCAGUCGCCGUCUGGCAAGCACCGGCUGCGCUGGUGGCAGCAGGCGGUUUUAGAUCCCCAGCAGCGGGGCGGCGAGGCAGGCGGUGCAGCAGCUCAGGGGCAAGGGCAUGAACCCGAGGCUGUGGCGGAGGCUCGGCGGCAGUUGCAGGAGGCGGGGGCUGCAGCCAGGGCUGCCGAGAGCCGCACCACCCUUGUGACAUCGGUGCUCGAGGCGACGCUGCAGCAGCAGCUGCAGUAUCAAGCGGCCGCCAGCGAGGGGGCGGCGGCGGCGGCGGCCGCUCGGCAGGAGGUGGAAGUUCUGCAGCGGCAGGUGGCGGCCUUGCAGGACCGCCUGGAGCGGCAGCAGCAGGCGGUACAGGAGGUACGGGAGCAGGAGCAGGCGGCACGGGAGCGCGCGGCGCAUGCCCAAGCUGCACAACAACAGGCAGAGCGGGACAAGGAGGCGGCAGCAGCGGCGGCCACGGCAGCGGCAGCCUCGCUACAUCGCGAGCUGGAGGCUGCACGCCUAGAGAUGUCGGCCGUGCGGCAGCAGCAGGAGCUGGCCGCUGCAGCAACGGCGGCGGCUGCGGCGCCCGGAGGCGACCCUCGCGCCUGGUGGCAGGCGCAGCAGGAGCUGGCGGAGCUGCGGUGGGAGCGGGACCUGGUCAUGGCAGCAGCACACCACAUCUGGCAGCAGCAGCAGGAGCUGGAGCAGGCGAAGCAGGCUGCGGCGGCUGCGGUGGCCGCCGCUCUGCGCCCACAGCCCCUCCCCAGCCCUCCCCACAGCUCUCCGGGCCCCAGCGCGGGCGUGGAGUGCGCCCCGCAGCAAGCUGCGCGGCAGCAGGCAGGCGCCGUGCCCGCCGCAGACCCGGCAGGGGCGGCGGCCGGGGUGGAACCUCUGCUGGCGCUGGCGGCCGCGGCCGGCGCCGCCUGUGCCAGCCCUGCCGUGCCUUAG